Molecule: messenger RNA, 3334 nt
Organism: Populus euphratica (Euphrates poplar)
Lineage: Eukaryota; Viridiplantae; Streptophyta; Magnoliopsida; Malpighiales; Salicaceae
Exons: 5
Coding region: 304-2427 (707 amino acids)
Biological process (GO): lipid metabolic process
Molecular function (GO): glycerophospholipid phospholipase A1 activity
Source: RefSeq, a predicted model, not a curated record
GGUAAUUGAAUAGUUAAUUUUAGCGGUCCAGGAAUUUGUGGCGUCUUAAUGUUCUCGUUGUUAACAAUGUGCAUUUGUUCUACCUAACCUAUUUGUAAAGUCCAUCGCCACCAAUUGAAUUUUUUUCAGGAAAUCCGCCAAACCUCAAGAUAGCCAGAGAGGCGGAGACAGAGAAGAAGAGAGGGAAGGAGGGAGAUUUUACUAACAGAGGUUGGUUUUCGGGAUGUCUCAGGUAGCAAGAAGAGACCCUUCUCAACUUGAAUUUUAAAGAGUUAGCAAGGCAGCGACUGCUAUAUUCAAGUCAUGGCUAUUCCCUCCUCUCCAGCGACUACAGCACCAAAGGAUGUGUUCAAAGAACACAAUGGUCUUUUCCGUUCAAACUCUGACAAGGACUUCCGCAACCGAACCACCAUGCAGAGAUCCUACUCAGACAACAACCUCUGUUAUUCCAUUAACCGCGUACGCGCUGCAUCAACACAUCCAAAGCUAAAGAGCAGCCGAUCAGUUGGGAUUCUCCCAUUUCAAAUUGCUAGCUCCAUUAUCCCAACAUCACUUCGGUCAUUUCUGUUUGACCCAGAGACAAGCAAGGACAUGAUUAUUGCGAAGGAUGGAAAUGAUAUAUUGUCAGAGAAGGGUGGGAAUAUAGCGGAUAGUUCAGACGAGGGCAGUGCUAACAAUGAACUAGGAGAGGUAAAGAAAGCAAAUUGGGUGGAGCGGAUUUACGAGAUCGGAAGUCAUAGGAGGAGGAGACAACAGAAAGAGGAUAUAUAUGGAAAAGAGUCAUCUGAUGCAAACAAAAAUGGUGAUAGCAAUUGUGAGGGUGGUUGCACGGUAGACUACAACUCAGAAGAGGAAGGAGGAGAAACAAAAUAUGAUCGGGAAACGUUUUCAAGAUUUUUGGUUCCCGUUGCAUGGUCUGAUAUCAAGCUAUUCUCAAAGCUGGCUUUCUUGUGCAACAUGGCUUAUGUUAUACCAGAGAUUAAGGCCAUGGAUUUGAGGAGAUAUCAUGGCCUACACUUUGUAACAUCUUCUUUAGAGAAGAAAGCGGAGGCUGCUGCCAUGAAAGAGAAGCUCGAUCAGGACUCUGCUCACGUCUCGGCAGCUGCUUCUGUAGUUGCCAAAUCCAACCCACAGAACACGGAGGAACCUAAGCAGAAGCACCCAAUACGGUCAUCUGUUGCUUAUGGGAUUGCUGCCUCAGCAGCAUCUUAUGUCCAAUCACGUGCACAAGGCCUUCUUUCUCAUGGGGCUCAACCUCGGCAGGAAGGUGAGUGUAUUGAUUCAAGCAGUACUGGAAACCAACCAUUUGAGGACAGAGACCGACCAGUUGAAGAUGGUGAGAAAUCUCAACGAGUAUAUAAAAAAUCAGAGGUGGCUGCUUACGUUGCAGCUUCAACUAUGACAGCAGUGGUUGCAGCUGGGGAGAAGGAAAAACAGGAGGCAGCAAGGGACCUUCAGUCACUUCACUCGGCACCUUGUGAAUGGUUUGUUUGUGAUGACAUAAGCACGUACACACGCUACUUUGUGAUCCAGGGAUCUGACUCCCUUGCAUCUUGGCAGGCAAACCUCCUAUUUGAACCAGCUAAGUUUGAGGGUACAGAUGUGCUUGUCCACAGAGGAAUUUAUGAAGCAGCAAAGGGAAUUUAUGACCAGUUCGUGCCAGAAAUUAUGGAACACUUGAACAAAUAUGGAAAGCGUGCUAAGCUUCAAUUUACUGGCCAUUCUCUAGGGGGUAGCCUCUCUCUUUUAGUUCACUUGAUGCUACUAACCAGAAAGAGUGUCAAGCCCUCCACUCUUAGGCCAGUGGUCACUUUUGGCUCACCAUUUGUAUUCUGUGGAGGCCAAAAAAUCCUAAAUCAUUUGGGUUUGGAUGACAACCAUGUACAUUGUGUAGUGAUGCAUAGAGAUAUUGUCCCAAGAGCUUUCUCCUGCAACUACCCCAACCAUGUGGCACUAGUCCUCAUGCGAUUAAGUGGCUCCUUCCAGUCACACCCUUGUCUAAUUAAGAAUAAAUUUUUGUACUCUCCACUUGGGAAAUUAUUCAUACUCCAACCUGAUGAGAAGUCAUCUCCUCCACACCCUUUACUGCCUCCAGGCAGUGCACUGUAUGCUUUCAACAAAACCCAAUAUGGGUUCUCUGCAAGUGCCAUAAAGGCAUUCCUGAAUUGUCCCCACCCACUGGAAACUCUUAGUGAUCCUAAAGCCUACGGCUCAGAAGGUACAAUUUUAAGAGAUCAUGACUCAAGCAACUACCUAAAAGCAGUGAACAAGGUUAUAAGGCAAAACUUAAAGAUGGUUCGUAAAGUACAAGAGCAGAGGAAUCAAUUGUGGCCAUUGCUGGCCUCACCAUCUCCACAUUCAUGGAACCAUGGAAACACUCUGGAAAAGAGUGUGCUAGGGACCAAGAAAGUCAUGACUGGUGUCUGAAGCCCUUUGCGGGGUUCUCCCCUGGUUAGAUAUGCACAAGACACUGACAAGAGAAUUUUCUGUUUCUCCUUUCAUCUGUUUGUACAUACAGUCAAUACGCAAAAGCCAAUAAACUCUCGUAUCUGUAUUUAUCAUUCGUCCUCAUUGAAUAACGCCUUGGUGAAAUCCAAUAUUUCUUGUAGCAAAGAUACUGCAAUAUUCUAUGCAUUCGUUCGUUUUUCUGUUCUUCACAAUAUUGACUUACCAGGCUACGCUCACAGCUAUUAAUUAUUUCAGAUUUAUACUCUAAGCUGCACUGCUGCAUCAAGGGUUACAAAACUAAUGACCAACAACUAAAUAAUCACAAUCAAAGAAAAUUAAAUUUGUUAAAAAAAGUCACUGAACAAAUUUUAGUGCACUCGAUGUAAUCCAAGAUCUAAAUUUAGUAAAUAGAACAACUCCAAUGUCCUCAGUAUCACUACUACAAAGUAUAAAGUGCAAUGCAACUCCUGACUAGCAAUUUAAAACUACAAAAGUUUGAAAUUCUUGACCAAUACACUUAAAAGAAGCCCCUAUUUUAUUAAUUACAAGCAUACUCUCUAAUGAAUCGGAUUGUUUUCUAAAAAGAUAGCUCAGACAGAUACAUAGAGUUUUGAGGAACUACUGAAAAAUAGAUUUCAUGAAAAAAUUGCACACUGCAAAUGCCAUUUGCAUAUGCUAAAUGUAAACAUUAACGCAACCGAUAGCAGGUAAAGUAGAAAAAAGCAAACAAAGAAAUGAGCUUUGACAAAGAAAAAUGCAUACCUGCUUCGCUCUGUUGAGGUUCGGGUUCAGUGUAAUCUUCCAUAUAAAAGACUAAAGAUCACAGCUUUCACCAGUCCAAUACAUCCAAUAGCUACAAUUCACUGUGCUUUGAGAAUCUGAAAAU